CUUAAUCAAACCUUCAAAGCAGGAGACUCCUCUCUCCCUUAAACUAUGUCUAAGUCAAAGAAGCGAGUGCGCUGCUGCGUGUGUUUCGCCCUUAUUUGUGUCAUAUUGAUUUCCAUUUUACUCAUUAUUUUGUUAGUGAAGAGCAACAGAUGUGAAUACACGCAGGCUGCUGUAGCUGCAGAUUCAGAGAUUUGCUCUGACGUCGGCAGGAACAUACUGCAGGAGGGAGGCUCAGCAGUAGAUGGCGCCAUUGCAGCACUGCUGUGCACAUCAUUGGUCAACCCACAGAGCAUGGGGCUUGGUGGCGGUGCAAUAUUCACUGUUUUUGAAAAUCCAGACCACGUCAAAGUUAUCAACGGCAGAGAGAGGGUCCCCAAGGUGUUUAAACGGGAUUUGCUGAAUGACUGCCCUCAAAAUACCGCACUUCUUCCAGGUAGCCAAUGGAUAGGUGUACCAGGCGAGAUUCAAGCCUACAAGAAAGCACAUGACGUGUAUGGCAAAUUGCCCUGGAAGACACUCUUCAAGCCUGCAAUUAAACUGGCCAGAGAAGGGUUCCCACUCCCCUCCGUUCUGGAAAAAUACCUUUUCUUCUUUCAAAAAGCUAUGGUAAACUCAUCGCUAUGUUCAGUGUUUUGUAAAGAUAAUAAGGUGUUAAAAAAAGGGGAUAUGCUCCAGUACCCAGAACUGGCCAAAACCAUGGAGAUCAUAGCAGACAAAGGGCCUGAUGCCUUUUAUGAGGGAAAACUGGCUGAAGAUUUAAUCCAGGACAUAAAAAGUGCAGGUGGAAGUUUGUCUCUUGAAGAUUUGAGAUCUAUGCAGGCUGAGGUGAAAGAUGCGUUGCCUGUUCAAUUGGGUGACUACACCAUGUAUAUACCCCCCCUGCCAGCUUCCGGUUCACUUCUCAGCUUUAUACUCAACGUCAUGAAAGGUUACAGUUUGCGUCCCGAGUCCAUGAAAGGAGAAGAAGAAAUUUGGACCUACCAUCACAUUAUAGAGACUCUAAAAUUUGCAAACGGGCUGAAGAAAUAUGUCAAAGACCCAGCCUUCAGUGAUGGGAAUGACACAUCCCAUUUGGUUAGUUUGGAUUUUGCUGACAAAGUCAGAGCCAUGAUCAAGGAUGAGCCCCAGCCACUCCAGUACUACAACGUGAUGCCUUCUGCGGACAGCAUGGGCACCUCCCACCUGUCAGUCAUAGACAAAGAUGGAAUGGCCGUUUCUGUGACCAGCACCAUCAAUCAAAUGUUUGGUUCAACAGUGUACUCCCCCAGAACUGGAGUGAUACUCAAUAAUGAGCUAGCAGAUUUCUGUGGGAGAGCAACUAAAAUCUCUGCAGGGGAGCAACCUCCUUCAUCAAUGGUUCCAACAGUGCUGUACUCUAAACCACAGAAAACGGUGCUGGUGGUAGGGGGUGCUGGAGGAAGCAUGAUUGUCAGUAGUGUUGCAUUGGCCAUCAUGAAUCAUAUUUGGAUGGGAAAAGACUUGAAAGAUGCAAUAAGUGCUCCCGUGGUGUUUGUAGACUCCUCUAAUGGAGUGAACUUUGAGAAGACUUUUGACCAGGCUGUGAAGGAGAAGUUGAAAGCCAUGGGUCACAAAGAGGGAAAGUUACAACAUUUCUUCAAUGUGGUGAAUGCUAUAUCCAAACAAGGGAGCUGCAUCACAGCGGUGUCAGAUGCCAGGAAGGAGGGGAAAGCAGCAGGAUAUUGAGACAUUGCCUGCAAGAGCUGUGGCUUUUGAAAAUGAGCUGUGGCUAUGAUGUGGCCACAUUGCCAUCAUGUUAUCAUUUCUGUACUGGAACAACAGUGGAGGUUGGAUUUCCCCCAAAAACCACUUGAGUGUUCAGUAAUGAACUUGACACUUUGGCUAGUAUGUAGUAGCGGGCUCCACAUUGCUCAUUUGCCACCAUGAUCUUCAUCGUGAGUUGGCCUUACAACCUGCCCUAGUUUGUGGCGUAUCCUACCUUUAAAGAUCUGGAUGUUCCAGCUGAGCCUUUCGUUCUGUUUUAAUAUCUGAGUUUUAUGUACAAAGCUGCAGGGCGCAGUCGUCUUCUCUUUUUUUUUUUGUCUGGGCUACGUAUCCACAUUGCAGUGUUGGUUCAGUGCAGAAGUGAUCUGUGCAAGACAAGCUGGAGGCGUUUUCCUGUCUUGCGUGAGACGGGGGGUGUGGUGGCCGUACCGCCACCUGUUUGCUGACUUGGUAUCCAUUGCCUGCACCAUGCCUGCUCCUCCUUCACUUCAGUCUCCAUCGGUGCUCCUGCUGAACAUUGCAUAUCCCCAUCUACCGGGUCAAACAAAGCUCUCCCCUUGGUGAGUUAGACACACUAGUCUUUCUCUCUGUACUACGGCACACAUUCUCGGAUGAGUUCCUGCAAAUCUUUAUAGACAACCUUACCUGCUUCUACAGCCUCAUGCUCACAGAAAUCUGCAUCAGCGCUUUGGGGAUCCUUGGGGGGGUUGUGACCUCCCUUUGGCCAACACUAUUAUUUCUACAGCCAGCCAUGAUCAUUCUAAAGUGUUAAAUACACUAUCCCAUUAUAUAUAUAUAUCAGCAUUUUGCCAGAUUGUAGAAUUCGGCUGAACUACUGAAACUUAUCUAGAGCUGUCAUUAAAUACACGAAUAGAGUGAAUCCAUUCCUCCUUAGCUUUUUUUAAAAUUGUGCUUUUUUUUGUUGCGCCAGUAUGAGUCUGGAUUAGCCAGUUGUGUGUUUUUCAUAUCUUUGGCUCUCCACUGAUUUCCCCGUGAUCACAGAAGGGGGAGAAGGAGGAAGUGUGGGCAGACUCCUCCAACUCCUUUCCUCUCGAGCCCCUCGAGUCUUUUAACCCAUCGCAGGCAGCAAAGCCCCAGCUGAUUGGAGCAGGACUGCAUACCUCACUCGUAGUACCUUAUAGAGGUCACUGUGAGCCAAGGUAGCCAUGACCUACUGUUCCCACCUUAUAGCCAAUUGUGCUGUGUGACAUGGGGAGUUCCAGUCUGUCAGCUAGAAACCUAACCCAGGCUCAAACCCACAAUCACAGAGCUUGACCUGCACUCAUCUUCACUGGUUGAGCCAGUUAGGUUUUUAUAUGAUUCUUUAAAUUCUUUAAUUGAUCGAGUGAAUAUACAGCCUCUAAGGCAAUGCAAUAGCAAUGCUCCCUACAGUCAAUCUUCCCAUCUGUGGAGGCUUUUGCUAGAACAUCAGUAUCUCAAAGUUUACAUUAUUGCUGUAGCAUUCUGCACAGCUGGUAACUGCCUUCAGUAGUUUUAUUCCUGCAGUUGUUUAUACAGUAGUUUCAUCUUGAAAAGAUCUGCUUUAGUUUUGUACUCUUGCGUGUAGCCAGGCAACAUUUCACCUUGCAGUUGUUUUACAGUACCUCUCACCUGCUGGAGCUGCACAAAGAAAGUGAACUGCCAUUUACUGGAGAGGAAUGGUACAGUAUAUUCAGUCUUGGGUUGUGUCAGGGAAUUUGAAGUUUAGCCAUUGUAGGGAAGUGUUGAUACCUGGUAUCCAUUUCUGUGCAGCAUGAACAUUAGUCUAAAACGUGUCAGUUGUGUGGUGUGUUGAUUGAGCAGUGUGUGAAAAGGUUUCAUUCUGAACAUUAUGGAUGGGUAUUUUUAUGUCUGCCACUUGUGAAAUAUUUGAUUGUGUAAGCCACUCCCUGCAUGUCUGUUGGUCUGGACCAAUUAAUUUGUCUUUUUGUUGUGUGUGCAAAUUUAUAGAAUGUGAACUAAUUCCGCCACUUUUAGCAAGCUGUUGCAAAGCUCUACAUCUGUGAUUUUUAUGCUUUAGAGUUGGAAUCUAAAGAGCUCAUCAGAACGGGUCGGAUCUUCUGCUUGUGUAUACUGUAGUUCUUUAAUUCGUGUAGUUUUUAUUUUUUUACAUUUACGGUAGUUUCAUGUGAAUUAACGUUUUUCAUAGAACAAUGACAUUUUAUUCUCCAAUGUUUUAUUUCUGUUUUUUACAUUUUUUAAGCUUCGGGUUUUUUAGCCUGUACAUGUAUUUUUUUUUUACUAUAAACACAUUUCUUUUCAGUCAUUAUUCUUCAUCAAUAAGUAGUUACUCCAAGAUUGCCACAAGCUAUUGUAAUGACACAGUAAGAAUUUCUUAAUGCCAGUACAGUAUCUCUGUGUGGAUGGAGAUGGAUAUAUAUAUUUUGGAGAUCUAAAUAUGUUAAUUACCCGCACAGUCUGUCACACCUUUGGUAUAAAAUAACCUUCCAGUCUUUACACAUUUUCAUUUUACAGCCUUUACAUCAAAUUAUGAAAUGAAGAACAUUUACAGUACCAUUUCAUGUUACAGAGAGUAACUAUGGUGGACAAUUCACAACUCCAAGAAAUAUGAAUAAUUUACGAUUGACAUUUGGACAUAGUCAGGCUGAUCAAUACCAUGCUUAUUUUAUUUUUAAACUCUUAGAAUAUAUCCAGAUAUAGAAAUAAAAAAUACAAAUUCCCAUUAUCUCAGAAACCAAUAAUUUGCUCUCCUUCUUUCAAAGCAUUGAUUUGUUAUCCCGGUCUUCUUGUCCAAUGGAAUGUUUUUCCAGCUGAAUGUAAUGCAGUUCCAUCCACAUUUACAAUUUUCAACAUACUGUAUGCCUUGGAGAAAUAAAACUUUUUUAAAAAAUAAAAUGUGAUUUAUUGCA
Molecule: messenger RNA, 4613 nt
Organism: Lepisosteus oculatus (spotted gar)
Lineage: Eukaryota; Metazoa; Chordata; Actinopteri; Semionotiformes; Lepisosteidae
Gene: ggt5b
Product: gamma-glutamyltransferase 5b
Biological process (GO): inflammatory response; leukotriene D4 biosynthetic process; glutathione catabolic process
Cellular component (GO): plasma membrane
Molecular function (GO): glutathione gamma-glutamate hydrolase; leukotriene-C(4) hydrolase activity
Source: RefSeq, a predicted model, not a curated record